Messenger RNA from Ricinus communis (castor bean), 1531 nucleotides. Its product is annotated as L-ascorbate peroxidase 3. Bases 584 to 1438 code for a protein of 284 amino acids. The record is from RefSeq and is a predicted model, not a curated record. Gene Ontology annotation, molecular function: heme binding; peroxidase activity. Gene Ontology annotation, biological process: response to reactive oxygen species; cellular response to oxidative stress; hydrogen peroxide catabolic process. NCBI's taxonomy places the organism in Eukaryota, Viridiplantae, Streptophyta, Magnoliopsida, Malpighiales, Euphorbiaceae. The transcript is spliced from 9 exons.
GAGACCUAAUUGAAUAAAAAUUAUUAUCUGCCCACUAAAAUUAAAAAAAUUAAAAUUUGAGACACCAAAUUUGUAAUGAUUACUUAAUAAAAAGCGGGUUGCGAAUAUAAACCGAUCAGAUUGACGGUUCAAACAGGCCUCUGGCGAGUUGGCUCAAAAAUAACGAGAAUCCGUUGCAUGAAUGACGAAACGCACCGUUUUAUUCCAUUCCGGGAGACCCAGAAGGCCCAAACAAAGAUAAAGAGAUAAAGAGCGAGUUCACCCAACACGCGCGCUUAACGAAACGUGAACCACAACAUGCCCUAAAAAUAAGCACGUAUCAUUCACACGCUAUGCAGUUUCAGUUUAAUGAUACAUGUUGAGUAUUAUUCAUAUGCAACAGUAAGGCUACCUUUCCCUCCCAACACAAAAAAAAAAAAAAGUUAAAUAAAAGAAAAAGAAAAUCAGAAUCCUUUGCUUAGCCUUCUUCUUCAGUUUCUGCUUUGAUUUUAUUCUAUCCUUCAAUCUGAAUUUUCGUAGUUCUUACUUAUAUAAAUCUGAAAACCAAACCCAAAUCACCUGCGUUUUGUGUUACCUCCUUUUCAUGUUGGUUGCAGAAAUGGAUGCAGAGUACUUAAAGGAGAUAGAGAAGGCUCGUAGAGACCUUCGCGCACUCAUUUCCAGCAAAAGCUGUGCUCCUAUCAUGCUUCGUCUUGCGUGGCAUGAUGCAGGGACUUAUGAUGCGAAAACGAAGACAGGAGGACCUAAUGGUUCUAUUAGGAAUGAGAUAGAGUACAAGCAUGAAGCUAAUAAUGGUCUUAAAAUUGCCAUUGAUUUAUGCGAGGAUAUCAAGGCUAGACAUCCCAAAAUUUCAUAUGCUGACCUCUAUCAGCUUGCUGGGGUUGUUUCUGUUGAGAUCACAGGAGGUCCGACCAUUGAAUUUGUUCCAGGCAGAAAGGAUUCAACUCAAUCUCCUGAAGAGGGGCGUCUUCCUGACUCCAGAAAAGAUGCUUCUCACUUGAGGGAUGUCUUUUAUCGUAUGGGUCUAUCAGACAAGGAUAUCGUGGCACUCUCUGGUGGUCAUACAUUGGGAAAGGCACAUAGGGAAAGAUCAGGCUUUGAGGGAGCUUGGACAAAGGACCCUCUAAAGUUUGACAACUCCUACUUUAAGAAGCUUUUAGGAGGAGAUUCAGGACUAUUAAAACUCCCCACUGAUAAGGCUUUAGUGGAAGAUCCUAUUUUCCGCCAGUAUGUUGAACGAUAUGCAGGGGACGAGGAUGCAUUCUUUGCAGAUUAUGCAGCCUCCCAUAAGAAAUUAUCAGAGCUGGGAUUCACCCCACCUGCCAGAGGAACAUUAGCUACAAAGUGCUGUACACUAUUUGCACAGGGUGCUGUUGGGGUUGCUUUAGCUGCUGCCUUGGUGGUUCUGGGUUACUACUAUGAAGCUCACAGAAAUUAGCUCCUGCCUAAUUGAAAUCUGAAAUUCUUGCAGUAAACAGCUUCAUUUUCAUUACAUAAAAAAGUGUGAAAUGAGACAGUGGAUUAUUUCCAA